Saitoella complicata NRRL Y-17804 is the source of this 1064-nucleotide messenger RNA. RefSeq lists its product as uncharacterized. The transcript has a single exon. NCBI's taxonomy places the organism in Eukaryota, Fungi, Ascomycota, Saitoellomycetes, Saitoellales, Saitoellaceae. The record is from RefSeq and is a predicted model, not a curated record. Gene Ontology annotation, cellular component: mitochondrial inner membrane. Gene Ontology annotation, biological process: mitochondrion inheritance. Bases 40 to 828 code for a protein of 262 amino acids.
GUUACGAUUCUACAACCGGCUGGGUUCAGGCCGUUUACGAUGAGUGUGUUUCAGUGUGAUUUGCCGAGAUUGAGGAAGCAGUGGUUGAUGUACGACCUACUCAGCGCAAACAGUAUGUCCGGUUCAUACGACAACUCGCUAUUUACCCUCCACCCUCGCCAGCUGUUCAGCACCUCAGCGGGCGAGCCAUCAAGGAAUAUUGGCGGCAAGAAAAUUGUGACGAAGAGCAACAGAAUCAGAAUCGACGCAAUGAACAUCGACCACCUCAACCGCGGCGUCGAAGGUCCCUUUGGCUGGAUCACUUCCGGAAACGUCGAUUUCAUAAUCGACAUGGUCCUACCGGAAGAAGUAGAAAACCUCGACUUCGGGCAAGUCGUGUCCGAAAUCGUCGAGAAUAUCGAACAACAAGUCGAUCCCGCCCCUCAAUCAGUCGUCGAGGAAUUUGAGCCGACCCCGUUGGUGUCAAUGGACAUCAGGAUCCAGCUGAACGACGUCAAAGCCGCCGUCCCACUCUUCACCGACGACCUCUCCUACACAAACUACGCCCUCAUUCGCCCCAUCGUUGCAUACCUAAACCGAAAACACACCUACAUCCCCCUAAAAUGCCGAGUCGUCAAAUCACUUCCAGACUGGGACGGCUCCUGGACGUUGUGGGACUCGGGGUUGAUGGAUGAUGUUAGCGCGGAGGUGUAUGAUGCUUUUGCGCAGAGUGUUACGGAUGAUCAGGCGAGGAGGAGGAGGAUUAAGAAGAUUGGGUUGUGGAGUUUGCAGUUGGCGGCGCAGUUGUUGAUGUUGGCAUUGCCGACUGGGGCUGCGGUUGCUCUAUGAGCAUAUGGAUGUGAAUAUCAACAAUGAGCGUGCAUGGCAUGAGGUGUGAGGGGGUGAGGUGUGUGGUCUGAGUCAAUUGGAGAAAACACAGCAUUUGCAUGGUUUACAGCGGGCUUUGGGUUAUUUAUUGGUGUUCAUGGCGUUGAUGUAUAUCUUAUCUCUACCAGUCUCUCGAAAGAAAUCUUGAAUGUAAUCAAUCAUGGUAUUCUUCGUUUCUCGGGUAUAAUGCGAUCCUU